Molecule: messenger RNA, 7094 nt
Organism: Hemibagrus wyckioides
Lineage: Eukaryota; Metazoa; Chordata; Actinopteri; Siluriformes; Bagridae
Gene: adcy3a
Product: adenylate cyclase 3a
Exons: 20
Coding region: 1524-4964 (1146 amino acids)
Biological process (GO): cAMP biosynthetic process; adenylate cyclase-activating G protein-coupled receptor signaling pathway; intracellular signal transduction
Cellular component (GO): plasma membrane
Molecular function (GO): adenylate cyclase activity
Source: RefSeq, a predicted model, not a curated record
GGAGGAAGAGAGAGAGAGAGAGAGAGAGAGAGAGAGAGAGAUCCGACCCUGGUCCACUAUUUCCUCCUGUUUAAUCGGUAAACGCGUAAAAUCGCAACCCGCAAUCACCGGUGACUUUUAUUGGUGAAAACAGAGGCACUUCCGAAUAAUAAGCCUGGGCUUCUGGACCCAUAAAGAUCGCCAGUCGUAUCUCUCGUGUCACUUCUGCGGAUGAAUUUUCCACGACAUCUAGGAUUUAUCUAUUGCUUACUAGCGACAGGGACGGAUCAUCGGAGACACCACUGAUGCUAGCACGUCGAAUGGAGUUACCGGGAACUGGAUGCAGACUUUCGUGAUGUUGUGGAUCCUGUGCAGAUUACAUCUGAUCUCAUUGUGAACGAGGCUGUAGUGCUUUUUUUUCCUCCAUAAAUCACAACUGAGAAGCACGAGGAAGCGUCAGGUUAUUUUUUUUUUUUACUGCACUGUGGGGCAGUCGACGGUUCAGGUCCGAAAUGUACCAUAUGUGAUAAGGCCAGUUGUAACACGUUGGUACGUUUUACACGACCUGUCUAAAAUGGCAAAAUGUGCGUUGCAUACAAUGUCAGAUGGCAGAACGCGUGUGUUUUCGUUUGUGGCUUAGGCAAUCUGCAUGUUCACGUUUCACGGGAUGCACACACACACUCCGUCCCUCCGUGCUGAGAGCGCAACAUGUAUUUCCUGUAAGUGUUCCUUUCUUUUUUUUCCCACGGAAGACUACGGAUUCUUCGGCGUAAUGGACGGAGAGCGACCACACGAUGAAUGCAAACGAGCGAAAUUCACUUUACUGUCAUGUGCGAAAAGGGGAUGAAGUACGACAUUAAACCACGAAGGCCAUUUUGAUAACGGCAGAGGCUAUUCGUGCAAGUAUUGCAUUUUCCUUAUCGUUUCAGGCAUCCAUUGCGACUGCUUCUCGUUUGAUGCUUUAAGACAAAUCAGCCACCGGAGCUUAAUUUAACUUCUCCGAAGCAUGUGUUACAUCUGAAAGAAAAUAAGAAUAAUCUCAUCGCUUCCUUCCUAUAUCCUGCGUUCAUUGUCUCCGCGAGGCUUCACCAUGGAAACCUGGCGCGAGCGACCAUGAUGGUAAACCGGGCAGGAAACACACGCAGCGGCGCAUAUGUAAACAACCAUGGUUAGAGGGACAUAUUUCUCUUAAACUGUUUUUUUUUUUGGGUCUAGGUGGACCGCAGCCGAGCACUCUGUGGCCUGUGUGGUUUUAUUAUUAUUUUUUGCACAUCUUCCUGACAACAAAUGUAUCGUGCUCACAAAAGUGUUUUUGUAUUAGGCUAAGUGCCAAAGUGUUAAACCUUACUAGUUACUAAGGUCCAGUUGGAUGACCAGAAUCUGUGUGAAAUAAUUUAAAUGUCCAUGCAAGAUCCAGUUAAGCACAGGGAUUGACAAUCAGGAGACCACACCGAAUCCAGUCAUCGGAUGUAACUCUCAGGUUGACAGCUUGUUUGACAUGGGAGUUAAGAAGGUGCCAGACAAACCAGCACAAUGUACUUGUAAUGUACUUUUUAAGAAUCACUUGUUUAAAGAGUAACAGGGACAAUAAGGAUCUAUUUUUCAUUCUUCACAUAACCUAUUGGCUCUUUGAAAUGCCUCGGAACCGGGCCUUCUCCGAGCCAGAGUACUCUGCUGAGUAUUCAGCAGACUGCUCGGUCACGCUGCCCUCUGAUCCUGGCCAAGCAGUGGGAAGAACCCAUGAGGUCACCGUGCGUAACUCGGGCUGCUGUUUGUGUCUCCCUCGCUUCAUGCGUCUCACAUUCACGCCAGACUCACUGGAGAACCUCUACCAGACCUAUUUUCGGAGGCAGCGGCAUGAAACCCUGCUGGUGUUGGUGGUGUUUGCAGCCCUCUUUGACUGCUAUGUGAUCGUGAUGUGUGCUGUGGUCUAUACCAGUGAUAAGCUGGCAUCUGUGGCUGUGGCAUGUGUAGCAUUGGCUGUGGACAUUGUGCUCUACCUACUGUGUCGCUACGGCCUUCUGCCUGAGCGCAUCUCACGUCGGCUGGUGCCGUAUGCCCUGUGGGUGCUUAUAGAUGCCCAGAUUUUCUGUUAUCUAGGAUUGAACUUUGCCCGCUUCCACCAGGCCAGUGACACUGUAGGAUGGCAGGCCUUCUUCAGCUUCUCCUUCUUCUUGACACUGCCAUUACGACUGACACCUAUUGUGCUCAUCACAGCUGUGUCAUGUGGUGUGCACACGUUGGCGCUGGGCGUCACCAUCGCACAGCAGCAGCAAGAAGACAUCCAAGGAGCUGCUCUCGGGAGACAGCUGUUGGCCAACAUCCUGAUCUACAUAUGUGCAAUUACCGUGGGGCUUAUGUCAUAUUACAUGGCUGAUCGCAAACAUCGCAAGGCCUUUUUGGAGGCCAGGCAGUCUCUGGAGGUGAAGCUGAAUUUAGAGGAACAGAGUCAGCAGCAGCAACGUCUAUUGCUGUCCAUUCUGCCCAAGCACAUAGCAGACGAGAUGCUACAAGACAUGAAAAAAGAGGCCAGUCAGAAAGAAAUGCAGCAGUUCAACACUAUGUACAUGUAUCGCCAUGAAAAUGUUAGUAUUCUGUUUGCAGACAUUGUGGGAUUCACCCAGCUCUCUUCUUCCUGUAGUGCACAGGAGCUAGUCAAGCUGCUCAAUGAGCUGUUUGCCCGCUUUGACAAACUGGCUGCUAAAUAUCACCAACUGAGGAUCAAGAUCCUUGGGGACUGCUACUACUGUAUCUGUGGCCUUCCAGAUUACAGAGAAGACCACGCAGCCUGCUCCAUAAUGAUGGGAUUGGCUAUGGUGGAAGCUAUUUCCUAUGUUCGAGAGAAGACGCAGACAGAUGUUGACAUGCGUGUUGGGGUGCAUUCUGGAACAGUUCUUGGUGGUGUGCUGGGACAGAAGCGCUGGCAGUAUGAUGUCUGGUCCACAGAUGUCACAGUCGCCAACAAAAUGGAGGCUGGAGGUAUACCUGGGCGUGUGCACAUCUCUCAGAGUACACUGGAGUGUCUUCAUGGUGAAUUUGAUGUUGAGCCUGGGAAUGGAGGAGCACGCUGCGAAUACCUGAGGGAGAGAGGCAUUGAGACAUACCUUGUUGUUGUUCCCAAAGGACCUGUGAGCAAGAAUGGGAUCAAUGGAGUGAAGCUGUCGGUGACUUCAUCUAAUGGGAACUCUCCUCUAUUGAUCAACACUACAGAAUGUAACGGCAGUGUACACACAGCCUGCACCACACCUGAAGAACCAGAGGAGCUAGACACACGGGUGGUGAAUCCCUCGUUCCCAAACCCUCGGCGGCGUCUUCGUUUGCGAGACCUUGCUGAGAGAGUUAUCGAUGCUCAGGAAAAUGAGCAGGAGCUGAAUAAACUCUUGAACGAGGCACUGCUAGAGAGAGAGACAGUGCAGGCAUUAAAGGGAAAGUACACGAACCGCCUUUCUCUGCGCUUUGUGAACCCUGAGCUGGAGACACGUUUCUCAGUCGAAAAGGAGAAGCAGAGUGGAGCCGCCUUCAGCUGUUCCUGUGUAGUGCUGCUUUUUACAGCAGCAAUUGAGGCACUUAUAGAUCCUCUGUUGAUAGCCAACUAUGUGACUCUAGCUGUGGGGGAAGUGCUGCUGCUCAUUCUCACCAUCUGCUCCCUGGCAGCCAUUUUCCCACGGGUAUUUCCUAAGAGACUAGUGUCAUUCUCUACAUGGAUUGAUCACACACGCUGGGCUCGCAACACUUGGGCCAUGGCAGCUAUAUUCAUCCUCACACUGGCUGACAUAAUAGACAUGCUAAGCUGCCAGCCUCCACAGCCUGUUGGUGAUGUUUCUCCAGCCCCAGGUGGACUAGGAGGUUGUCUGGAGAACCCCAAAUAUUACAGCUACAUUGCUGUAUUAGCGUUGAUUGCUACUACCAUGCUGGUGCAGGUCAGCCACAUGGUGAAGCUUACUCUCAUGCUGCUGAUCACAGUAGCCUCAGGAAUCGUCAAUAUUUACAGUUGGAGGGACAUCUUUGACCAGUAUGAUCUAACCCACUAUAAGAAGUACAGAAUAUACCUCGUACCAUCCAAAUAUACAAUGACUGUGAUGAUCUUCAUCAUGAUGGUCAGCUUCUACUACUUUGCACGACAUGUGGAGAAACUGGCUCGCACGCUGUUCCUGUGGAAAAUUGAGGUACAUGAACAGAAGGAAAAGGUGUAUGAGAUGAGACGCUGGAACGAGGCUCUGGUCACAAACAUGCUCCCGGAGCAUGUUGCCCGUCAUUUUCUGGGCUCCAAAAAGAGGGAUGAGGAACUGUACAGCCAGUCCUAUGAUGAGAUUGGGGUCAUGUUCGCCUCUAUCCCAAAUUUCUCUGACUUCUACACAGAGGAGAGCAUCAACAAUGGGGGUAUUGAGUGUCUGAGGUUCCUCAAUGAAAUUAUCUCUGACUUUGAUAGUCUUCUGGAUGAGCCUCAGUUUCGCUGUAUAACAAAGAUUAAGACCAUCGGCAGCACUUACAUGGCAGCAUCAGGAGUCACUCCUGACACCAACGCUAACGGCUAUGCUUGCAUGAAGCAAAAGGAGGAGUUGUCAGAUAGGGAGCGCUGGCAGCACUUGGCAGAUCUGGCGGAUUUUGCUUUGGCCAUGAAAGUUACUCUGAUGAACAUUAAUUAUCAGUCCUUUAACAACUUCAUGCUUCGUAUUGGGUUGAAUAAGGGUGCUGUUCUUGCUGGGGUCAUAGGGGCUCGGAAGCCUCAUUUUGACAUCUGGGGUAACACUGUUAAUGUGGCCAGUCGCAUGGAGUCUACAGGAGUGAUGGGAAACAUUCAGGUGGUAGAAGACUGCUAUAACAUCCUGAAGGACUAUGGCUUCCGUUUUGUGAGAAGAGGACCAAUCUUUGUUAAGGGGAAGGGGGAGUUGCUCACUUAUUUUCUAAAAGGACGAGAAAAACAGGGUUCUUUCAUCAAUGGCUCUUCUGUCACACUGCCUCAUCAGGUGGUGGAUAGCUCUUGACCUACAUGCACAUAAAACCAAGAAAUACAAAACUUCAAGUUAACAAUCGCACACCCCAUGUAUGUAACAUACAUAUAACAAGUAAGACCUUUUGGAGAGGAAUUUCACAGAUUUUCGAAAUAAUUCAUUGGUGAAAAUAGUUAAGAGAAAGGAGAAGAGAAGAAAAGUACUAACAUUUGUGAUAGUAACUUAGGGUUAUUUUCUCCACUUUCUACACAAUGAGUCCAAUAAGUGGAAUUGUGAAAUGCUCAUAGGGCAAAAGAAGACUUUUGGUUUUCUGUUUGCAGAAAAUGACAUUUUCUCUACGUGCACCUCAAAUUCUGUCUCCCCUGAGCUGUUCUCUUUCUUCAUCAGUGUUCUUUAGUCUUCCUUAUGCUUCCACAAUUCCUCGUCUGCAUUUAUAGGUUAAAACUUUUAUGCAGCUUUUGGAUAUUUAAAAAGUUUGAAAGCUUUACAAAUUCCAUCACUGAUAGUAAAUAGCCUACAAUAAAAAAGCUGAAUAUUAAUCCUGUUAGAUGUUAUGACUGGCUAUAAUUAUAGCCAGACAACUCAUAUGACAGGUGCAGUAUACUGUUGUUGAUAGGCAUUUCUGCUGUUAAUAUAACCAGAGCAGGGCUACACAAGCUGUAUUAACUGGAGAAAUGCUUGUCAUAGUCUGGGAGCUGGGCUUCCAUGCACAAUGCAAAAGUUGGAAUGAGACACAGAAGUAACCAAAGGAUACAAGUUCAUACAAGAAAUAAAUAAAGUAAAAGCAUUAUCACUAAGCUAUCAUAAAACUGCCCCUAGUGCAUCAGCCAUAUAUUUCUAUCAUUUUGUGUAAACUUUCUGUGAGGUAGGUUCAGGAGACUUCAAACUGCUGGUUCCUUUCACUGCUAUUUCUAAAUAUUUCCAAAUGGAGGUGCAUAUUUUAUCCAGCAGUUUUUACUGUUCAAAGAUUGAAUUAAGUAGAAGUUUGAAAGAAUCUGUGAAAUUCCCCUGAAAAAUAUAUUGUGUUGCAUAUUAAUAGGAAGGCAUGUCACAGAAAUGGAGUGUAAAAUGCGAUUCUCUACAGGAAAAAUACAGGGUCAUACUGUACUUGGAUCUUUUAAAUAAUAACUAGCUGGGUUAAUGGAUUGAAGGAUAAAUGAAUUUCCAAAAGUAAUCUAUCUGCUGAAUCAAUAAAACUAUUGUUGGAGCAAAGAAUGCAAGCAGUAGAUUUAGUGACCCAGUGGAUAAGGUUGAGAUUGUACAUGACACACAGUGCUUUUACAGUUGACUUUUAAACUGAUCCUAUAUAGGUUAUUGUUAAAAAUUCUGUUGUAUGUCUACGAUUUUUUGUUAAUUGAAGAGCAAAUUUUAAAGCAUAUAAAGGGAAGCACACUGGCUCUCUCUGCCAUUAAGUGUGUGCAGAUGCAUGCACGCAGAAUUAUGUGUGUUCUUGCCUGCUGUUCUGAACAUCUUUUUAUCUACCCCCUUUUAUUUCUGUGGCUUUGGAUUUUACAGCCAGUUUAUGGUCGUCCCAUUUUUCUACCCAGUUUUAAAGUGUUUUAGUGUGCCAUGCAAGAAGUGCCAUAACAUAAUUAUGUGUCCUGUAUAUAUGCUCCUCUGGGGUGAUCGACGUGUCACUGUGAGCAGGUGAAAUGCAAGUGUGUAUGUACAUUAUGCAUGCACUAGAUGAAAGUGCAGCUAGGGUCAAGAGAUGAGAUUUUUUUUGCCAGUAUUGGAGAUAUGGAUGCUUCUCAGAUCUUGGAUCAUAUUCCCCUCAAAGACUUUCCUAAAAUACUAGAUGAACGUGCAAUAGUUUAUUCUUUUACAAUGUUCCGUUCUCCAAUACCCUUUGCAAAAACAUUCUCUACCCAGUAAGUCAUAUUUUUAUAUUGUAUAUGUUUCAUUCAAAAGAGUAUUGUGCAGUUUUAUCUGGUACAAGACUGGAGUGGUGUGCCUGGCAACAGUUUCCUGUUAAUUUAUUGCAGAUAUCAGGGAUGUUGAAAGAGAAACUGCAGACAGAAUUGCAAUUGUUGUGUUUGAAUUGUUGUAAUGGAUUCUGAAGAAAUGUGAUGCCGAUUGUUUGUUUUUUUCUGGCCUGAUGCAGGAUUUGAUUAUUAUUUUUUUUAAUCCUAGGACAUGGGAAUAAAAUGGCACUUUGAAUGA